Molecule: messenger RNA, 3612 nt
Organism: Protomyces lactucae-debilis
Lineage: Eukaryota; Fungi; Ascomycota; Taphrinomycetes; Taphrinales; Protomycetaceae
Exons: 1
Coding region: 49-3402 (1117 amino acids)
Biological process (GO): ribosome biogenesis; endonucleolytic cleavage of tricistronic rRNA transcript (SSU-rRNA, 5.8S rRNA, LSU-rRNA); maturation of SSU-rRNA from tricistronic rRNA transcript (SSU-rRNA, 5.8S rRNA, LSU-rRNA)
Cellular component (GO): nucleus; 90S preribosome
Molecular function (GO): U3 snoRNA binding; ATP binding; GTPase activity
Source: RefSeq, a predicted model, not a curated record
GGCAAAGUACUAGCUACACAGACAUCUGCCGCUGCGCCUACUGCAGCAAUGGAGCAGCAGGCAAAUAGGCCUCACAGGGACAAGCAUUCGGGACCCUCGGCCGAGAAGAAAAAAUCGCAACAGUCGCGAGACCAAGCAGCAAAGCAAAAUCCCAAAGGGUUUGCUGUCGGUCGUCGGGCAGAGAAGCAGGCGCGUCGUACAGCUGAUGUUGACCAGAAGAAGCUGCAUGUGCCACUGGUAGACAGAACGCCCGAUGAAGCGCCCCCUGUCAUUAUUGCAGUCAUGGGACCGCCAGGCACGGGCAAGACGACAUUGAUCAAGUCGCUUGUAAAGCGCUUUUCGAAGCACUCUCUGACAGAGGUGACGGGUCCUAUCACAGUUGUUUCGGGCAAGCACAGGAGAUUGACCUUCAUUGAGUGCGCGAAUGACCUAAACGCCAUGAUGGACGUGGCAAAGAUUGCAGACCUCGUCCUGUUGCUCAUCGAUGGCAAUUUCGGCUUUGAAAUGGAGACGAUGGAGUUCCUCAACAUCCUUGCGCCGCACGGUAUGCCAAAGGUGAUGGGUGUUUUGACGCACCUCGACUUGUUCAAGAAGCCAGCUACCCUCAGAACUGCAAAGAAGCGAUUGAAGCAGAGAUUCUGGACAGAAAUAUACCAGGGUGCAAAACUCUUCUAUCUCUCCGGCGUCAUCAACGGUCGAUAUCCAGACCGAGAGAUUCUCAACCUCUGUCGCUUCAUCUCUGUCAUGAAGUUCAGGCCCUUGCUCUGGCGAAAUUCCCAUCCAUAUUUGCUUGCAGAUCGUGUCGAAGAUUUGACACCUCCUCAGCAGAUUCACGAUGACCCAACUUGCGAUCGAACAAUCACGCUUUACGGCUAUUCUAGAGGAACAAAUUUCCCAGCAAAGGAUGCUCGGGUACAUAUCCCUGGUGUGGGCGACUUGACUGUUUCGGUUGUUUCUGCUCUGCCAGAUCCUUGUCCUGCGCCAGGUCAAGAGAAGGGCAAGAAGCGUCGGACGCUUGGUGAAAAGGCCAAGCUCAUCUACGGUCCCUUGUCAGAUGUCGGUGGUAUCACAUUCGACAAGGAUGCAGUUUAUAUAGACAUGCCCACCAACUCCUUUUCACACAAAAAAUCACAAGCUGAGGAUGAAGAGUCAGAUGAAGAAGAGACUGGUUUCGGUGAACGUCUCGUGAUGGGUUUGCAAUCAGCCAAGCCGCAACAGGAAGAAGGACUGCAGCUAUUUUCUGGUGGGGGACACGUAACGGACUCAGGGCGUCGGUCAAUACGGCAGACCCAAGCACAGAUGAUGGACUUUGACAACGCUGAAGGUUUAGAGGACGUUCCUACGGAUGAUGACGACGAAGAUGCGGAACCUCCCGUCUAUGUUGAAAAGACCGAUCGCGGUGGUGGCCGGCGCGAGGAACUCCAAUUUGCCGAUAGUGACAGCGAAAUUGGGGAGCUUUCUGGCAACGAAGACGAUGUCUCUUUCGAUGAAGAAGAGGAGGAUGAUCAGACAACGGCUGCCUUGAGAUGGAAGGAAGGGCUUGCAGAAAAGGCCAGCGCAGACUACAUGGCCCGCCGUCCUCGUCGAUUGGCUGCCCUCAUUUACGAUAUGGAGUACUCGGCUGCCGAUGUGGUACGCGAGUGGACUACUGGUAUCGUGAAAGGUACCGAGGCUGAAGAGGCACCCGAAGAAGAAGAAGAGGCAGACGACUUCUUCAAGGUGACUACAGAUGCACCGGCUGCUGAGGUCAUUGACGCCUCGAAGUCUCGCCAGGGACCCGUUGCCCCUGAUCUUCUUGCCCGUAUCAAGUCUCGCUUCAUCCCUCGUAACCCUGAAGCAGGCUUUGAAGCGACCGGGGACGACGGCGAUGAGGAAGAGGUGUUUGGAGACUUUGAAGAUCUUGAAGCAUCUGAUGCUGAAGCCGACGACAAAAUCACUGAACCAAUUGAAGCAGCGGAACCAGCAGCACAGCUUGACUUUGCAGCCGAACGAUUACAAAAUGAAAAGCGGAAAGCUGAAUUGAAGCAACGUUUCGAGGAAGAAGAUGACCGUGGUGGAAAGGAGGAAGACCCGCAAGGCGAGAUGGAUUGGCAUGAUCAGCAAAAGGCCAAGAUCUCCAAGCAGCUCGAACUCAACAAGGAGGCAUUUGCUGACCUGACACCCGAGGAGAGAAUCUCGGUAGAGGGUCACCAGCCUGGAAGCUACCUUCGACUACAAAUCUCGGGAGUCCCAUGCGAGUUUAUCGACAGUUUCACCGGCAAGCUUCCCGUCAUUGUUGGAGGGCUAUUAGCCAACGAGCAAAGCUUCGGCCUGGUGCAGGUGCGCAUUAAAAAGCACCGCUGGCACAAGAAGAUUCUCAAAACCAACGAUCCUCUUAUCUUGUCUAUUGGAUGGCGGCGAUUUCAAACACUGCCGCUGUACAGCACCAGUGACAAUCGCACGCGAAACCGUCUGCUUAAAUACACACCAGAGCACAUGCACUGUUUUGCCACAUUUUAUGGUCCAUUGACUGCGCCCAACAUUGGCUUUUGUGCCUUUAGAUCUGUGGCGAAUCACACACCUGGCGAUACAGUGGGUGCUGGUUUCCGUGUGGCUGCUACUGGUACGGUCUUGGAUCUUGCACAGUCGAGUGAGAUUGUCAAGAAGCUCAAGCUGACCGGAACGCCGUACAAGAUCUUCAAGAACACGGCAUUCAUCAAGGACAUGUUUACUUCUUCACUUGAGGUGGCCAAAUUCGAAGGUGCCAACAUCCGAACUGUUUCCGGAAUUCGUGGACAAGUGAAAAAGGCAUUACGCAAACCAGAGGGACACUUCAGGGCGACAUUUGAGGAUAAAGUGCUCAUGUCUGAUAUUGUCUUUUUGCGAGCUUGGUAUCCAGUGCAGCCGCGCACGUAUUACAACCCAGUCACAUCGUUGCUUGACUCUUGGAAAGGUAUGCGAUUGACCGGUGUCGUGAGGCAUGCAAUGAGUCUUGCAACACCCCUGCCAGCCGACUCACAGUACCGCAAGAUUGAGCGUCAGGAACGCAAAUUCAAUCCACUCAAAGUACCGCGUGGUAUUCAAGCUUCGUUGCCAUUCGCUAGUAAACCUGCACUCAUGAAGAAGCAGUCAAAGCCGACGUACCUGCAAAAACGAGCUGUGGUGUUGGGUGGAGAAGAGAAGAAGGCGCGUGACCUGAUGCAAAAGAUUAUGACGCUGCGAAAUGACAAGACUGCGAAGCGUGAUGCAAAGCAAGAGCAGCGUCGUCAAGUACAUCGUCAAGCGGUGGCCAAGGAGGCUGCUUUCCAGGUGGAGAAGGAGAAAGCCAAGUCUCAGGCGUACUACAAGGAGCAAGGCAAGAAGCGGCGGCUCGAAGGUGGUAAGCCUACAGGGAAUGCCAAGAAGCGUUCGAGGGAUGAUUAAAAGGAUGCAUAGGCUCUUUGUAUCUCGGUAGAUACGAAUGCAGAUUUAGUGAGCCGAUAAGGUGUUGGAUGCUUUAAGAGAGAUAAACGCACUGCAGGAAUGGAUGUUCAAGCAACUCGCCAGCGGUGUGCCGAUGAAAUGGAUCCAAUUCGAGUGCCUUGUCGAGGAAGUCAAAUGCCUGUUGUAAGAGGAUAUCAUCUCCUUCUUCCA